AUGAACAGCGUGGAUUUAGGAAGAUGCAAACGCAUCGUACAGUACCUCUGGGACCCUGAACCCAAAAACGAUGAAGAGCCUAGUUCACCUAUAUGGUGCCUGGGCAAGGAAUAUACUCGACAUGUACCAGUGACUACCCCAAAAAGCGACACCACCCUUGGGUGGCCCAAAGCAUUCGUAUGCGAUUUUGAGUCGAGGAUUUGGAUAACAUAUAGAUCCAACUUCGUUCCAAUACCGAGACCCCAGAACCACGAUGCGAACCCAAACAUGACACUGAGUGUGCGGUUGAGAAGCCAACUCAUGGACUCACAAGGCUUCACGUCUGAUACGGGAUGGGGCUGUAUGAUCAGAUCUGGUCAAAGUCUUCUUGCAAAUGGCCUUUCUUCUUUGCUGUUGGGACGCGAUUGGCAGCGAGGGACCAAAACUGACGAGGAAAUGCGACUGCUAUCUUUGUUUGCUGAUUGUCCGAAUGCGCCAUUUUCAAUACAUCGUUUUGUCGAGCUCGGUGCGGAGCGUUGCGGCAAGUAUCCCGGGGAAUGGUUUGGACCCUCGGCUACCGCACUCUGUAUACAGGCGCUCUGCGAGCAAUGCCAGGAACCGAAACUGAGAGUAUAUGUCUCUAAUGAGAACGCGAACGUCUACCAAAACAAGUUUACGGACAUCGCUCGGGAUGAUGCCGGAUGUAUUCGACCCACACUUAUCCUUCUAGGCACCAGACUGGGGAUUGAUCAUAUCACGCCUGUAUACUGGGAUGCACUUAAAGCGGCUUUGCAGUACCCCCAGUCAGUGGGAAUAGCAGGAGGGCGCCCAUCAGCGUCGCACUACUUCGUUGGGGUUCAAGGAUCGUAUCUUUUCUACCUCGAUCCUCACCACACCCGACCUGCCUUGCCUUAUCGCUCGGCCCAUGAACUUUACACUGAAGAAGAGCGUGACACAUAUCAUACUCGGCGUUUGCGGAGGAUACAUAUCAAAGAUAUGGAUCCAAGUAUGUUACUUGGUUUUCUUAUAAGGAAUGAAGAAGACUGGGAUGAUUGGAAGAAACGUGUUGAGGCCGGCCAAGGAAAGCCGAUUAUGCAUAUUCUCAGUUACAUACAGCCGGAUUACGGCCUUGGUCGGGAAGAGGCACUCGAUGAAGUUGAAGCUCUAGAUGAUGCUGACGGUAUGGAGGGUAUGGAGUAA
Aspergillus ruber CBS 135680 is the source of this 1179-nucleotide messenger RNA. RefSeq names its product cysteine protease ATG4. Gene Ontology annotation, molecular function: protein-phosphatidylethanolamide deconjugating activity. The record is from RefSeq and is a predicted model, not a curated record. The transcript has 5 exons. Lineage: Eukaryota; Fungi; Ascomycota; Eurotiomycetes; Eurotiales; Aspergillaceae. Bases 1 to 1179 code for a protein of 392 amino acids.